Molecule: messenger RNA, 1058 nt
Organism: Colletotrichum godetiae
Lineage: Eukaryota; Fungi; Ascomycota; Sordariomycetes; Glomerellales; Glomerellaceae
Exons: 4
Coding region: 199-747 (182 amino acids)
Source: RefSeq, a predicted model, not a curated record
CCACCGCGCCCAUCAGGAUCCAGGGAAACAAUACACGAGAAAAAAAGCAGGGAAACAGAGAAGAAAGAAAAAGGGAUUUCUUGGACUCGCUAAAGCUGAUAGAAAAUCCAUAUUUACUAGUGAUUCCGCUUCUUCCUUCUAUUCCCAUUCCGCAACUGCCAUCACCAGUGACUGAAGCAUCUGAAAAAAACCGCAACCAUGUCCUCAACAGCAGUCUCAACAGGCACCGCCUCCGCCCCCUCCGCCACCUCAUCAACAGUCUGCACCGCAAGCCUCUACGACACCCCCGAACACGACCGCGUCUGCGCAAUGCCCUACGGCGGAAACCACACAGACAUCAUGUCCGCCUGCUGCAACGACGCCGACGUGGUAUCCUACUACGCAAACUGCGGCCUCUACUGCCUCGCCCUAGACCAAUCCGUCAAAGACCUCCAAGACUGCCUCUUCGAGCAGGGAGCAGGCUACACCGACGUCUUCUGCCGCGACAACGGCAACGUGAACGCCUCCGCCACGGCGACGGGCAACGUCGACCCGCCCGCUUCGGCGCAGGCUAGCGUCGUUGCCUCUGGUGGAUCGGGCUCCGGAGGUUCCUCUUCGGCGAGCGGGAGCGGGAGCAGUUCGAGCUCGACUUCGUCGGCGAACGCGGCGGCGGCGGGUGUGCGUGUCCCUGCUGGGGUGAACACGUUUGGGCUGACAAUUGGCGCCCUGCUUCUCUCUGCUGCGACUUUCGGCGCUCUUCAGAUUUAAGGAAAAGGGCAGAAAUUCUAGCAACGGGAAACAAGGGUCAUGGAAACAGGGCCAUGGAAAUUAACAUGGCUGGGCUAUGAGUUCCUGGACAUGAGGAGACAAACGGCCGAUCGACACAAUGAAAUCACACCACGACGUUCUCAACGUCACAAUACUCGGUAAACACAGCAAUGCCGAAGACAGUUAGUUAAGCAAAUAAUAGCAGAUCAUGGAGAAAAGCACGCGAUAUCCCUCCAGCGUGCAAAGAGGAUGAUGUAUUUAUUUAGUAUGUAUGCCAAUCAAUUCACAACAAGAAUUCCAUAAAAUAAGAA